GUAUUUCACUGCUUGAAGCCGGCGACAAAGGGUGGCGGUGAGACGAUUUUGGUUGAUGGUUUCGCAGUUGCUGAGCAAAUUCGAUCGCAAAACGUCGCAGAUUUUGAUUUGUUGACAACAGCACCAAUUGAGCAUCAUUACGUCGAAGGUGGAAGCAGUCCAUCGAAUGCGAAAAUUUAUUCACGCUGCUGUAAUAAACCUGUUAUUGAGAUCGACCGUGAAGGAAUGCUCAAACAAAUAAGAUAUAAUCCAUACGAUCGAGCACCAAUGAGGAUCACAUCAACUGAUGAUAUAAUCAAAUUCUAUAAGGCUUAUGAGCGAUUAUCGAAGUUGGUACAUGAUACUAAAAAUCAACUCGAAAUAUCUUUGAAACCUGGAAACGUGAUUUUUAUCGAUAAUUUUCGAGUACUUCAUGCACGGAAAGCGUUUCAGGUGGGUUAA
Anisakis simplex (herring worm) is the source of this 441-nucleotide messenger RNA. Lineage: Eukaryota; Metazoa; Nematoda; Chromadorea; Rhabditida; Anisakidae. The record is from the annotation of a GenBank genome assembly.